GAAGGCUUGUUUCUCAUGUCUUUUCCUUCCCUCAGCUCUGACUCCUCUGGCUCCUGCCGGUCCCCAAGGAAGGACCCCACGGGAAGGAAGGAGAAGGCAAUGGCUGCUGGGCCGUCACCACUGAGAGCACAGACUGGAAGACAAGCCUUCAAACCACAGAGUUGGCUACAAAGCCCAGCGUUACUGAAGAUCCGUCCCACGGGGUGAUGAUGGAAAGGGCGAGUCCCUGGCCUUCUGCUCUGGGGGAAGCCUGGGAACCAGACCAUUGGCUUGAGGGACAACAGAAAAACCAGGACGGACAUCGGGACCACGUGCAAGUUACCCACAAGGAAACCCUCACUGAGAGAAGGACGUGUGGAGGUAAUGAACUUGAAAGGUGUUCCAUUCAGGGUUCAGUCACGGAUACACAACAACCUAUCCCUGUGGGAAAAAGUCCUCGCAGGCAGAACUCACAUGCAAAAGACACUAAACAAAAUGCUGGGUUAAUUAAGACUCCAAGGACGUUUGCAGGAAAAAAAAUCUAUGAAUGUAAUGCAUGUGGGAAAACCUUCAGCCAGAGUUCAUCCCUUCUUAAGCACCAGAGGAUUCACACGGGGGAGAAACCCUAUAAGUGUAACACAUGUGGGAAGCACUUCAUUGAACGCUCCUCCCUGACUGUGCAUCAAAGGAUUCAUACUGGAGAGAAGCCCUACAAAUGUAAUGAAUGUGGGAAAACCUUCAGUCAGAGCAUGAACCUCACUGUUCAUCAGAGAACUCAUACUGGAGAGAAACCGUAUCAGUGUAAAGAGUGUGGAAAAGCUUUCCGCAAAAAUUCAUCCCUUAUUCAGCACGAAAGGAUUCAUACUGGAGAGAAGCCCUACAAAUGUAACGAGUGUGGUAAAGCUUUUACCCAAAGCAUGAAUCUCACAGUGCAUCAGAGAACUCACACGGGGGAAAAACCCUAUGAGUGUAAUGAAUGUGGAAAAGCCUUCAGUCAGAGCAUGCAUCUUAUUGUACAUCAGAGAAGUCAUACCGGAGAGAAACCCUAUGAGUGCAGUGAAUGUGGGAAAGCCUUUAGUAAGAGCUCAACCCUCACCCUGCAUCAGCGGAAUCACACUGGGGAAAAACCCUACAAAUGUAACAAAUGUGGGAAGUCCUUUAGCCAAAGUACAUACCUCAUAGAGCAUCAGAGACUUCAUUCGGGAGUAAAGCCUUUUGAAUGCAAUCAGUGCGGAAAGGCUUUCGGUAAGAACUCAUCUCUUACUCAACACCGGAGAAUUCAUACUGGAGAGAAACCUUAUGAGUGUCCAGUGUGUGGAAAACAUUUCACUGGGCGAUCAUCGCUGACCGUACACCAGGUUAUUCACACUGGGGAGAAGCCGUAUGAAUGCAGCGAAUGUGGGAAGGCCUUCAGCCAGAGCGCUUAUCUUAUUGAGCAUCAAAGAAUUCAUACCGGUGAGAAGCCCUAUGAAUGUGACCAGUGUGGGAAAGCCUUCAUUAAGAAUUCAUCCCUGACAGUGCACCAGAGGACUCACACAGGAGAGAAGCCCUAUCAGUGUAACGAAUGCGGGAAGGCCUUCAGUCGGAGUACGAACCUCACGCGGCAUCAGAGAACUCACACGUGAGGAGAGCUUUCCUGGGACCCUUCACUGUGGUUAACUCUCCAGUGAUAACCCCAUUAGGUCACGUGAUGGAGAAACCUAGUGAAUGUAACGAUCGUUGGAACCUCUUAGGUGAAGUACAACAUACCAUAUCGGAGAGGACAGGCCACCGCAGAGAAGCCGUAUAAAAGUGGAGAAACCUUGAUUGAGAAGUGAAAGUAGGGUUCAGACAGCUGAUGCUGUAAACGAGGGCCAUUCAUGCGGAAGGUGCAUUCUGCCGUGUCAUGCUGCAGAUUCUUCUCUGGGCAGUAGGGACUUCACACUGGAGAGAAGAAUGGGAAUGCUUAACUGGGCAGCCCGGAGGCCUGACAUGUCGUCCUGGUCUGCCGCUGACUUGGACAAGUCACCUGCUUUCACCAAGUCCCAGUGUCCUUAUUUGGUAAAUGAGAGACUUUUUUUUUCAGAAGGCUCCGAGAUCCCUAUCAGCUCUAAAAUGCUACAAACCUAUAAAUACAAUGAAUGCUGGGAAA
This is a messenger RNA of Vicugna pacos (alpaca), 2110 nucleotides long. The record is from RefSeq and is a predicted model, not a curated record. Lineage: Eukaryota; Metazoa; Chordata; Mammalia; Artiodactyla; Camelidae.